This is a messenger RNA of Motacilla alba alba, 576 nucleotides long. Its product is annotated as basic salivary proline-rich protein 2-like. Bases 1 to 576 code for a protein of 191 amino acids. The transcript has a single exon. Lineage: Eukaryota; Metazoa; Chordata; Aves; Passeriformes; Motacillidae. The record is from RefSeq and is a predicted model, not a curated record.
AUGGCUGGGCCCCGCGAGGAGCGCGGCAGGAGCCAGCGCCGCACUCACAGCCGGCCCGAGCCCCCGGCACGCAGCCCCUGCCCUGGCACCGCGGGACGGGGCUGGGCUUUGGCACCACGGGGCGGUUCUGGGUGGUUUUCACCCCGCUUCUGGAAGCGGGCGCAGGACUCGCCCCCCCGUUUGCGGCGCAGGUCUCCGGUGACCCCCGGCCGGGUGAAGGGGACCCCCGGGGCAGCCGCACCGCAGCCCCAAAGCCACGCCGGGCAUUGUUGCGGCGGGGCGGCGCUGGCUCCUCGCCCCGGCCGGGGCAGCCCCGGAGAGCCUCCCGGAGGACACGCGAGGCGCCCGGCCGAGCCGCCCGGCCGGCUCCGGAGGGGACCCCCGGCCGCCCCGCGGGAGGCGCGGGGCCGGGUGGGCUCCGGGGCGGCCCCGCCGCUGACAGGGCGCCGCGCGGGGCCCCCGCCGCCCCCCGGGCAACUUCGCGGGACCCGGCCCGCGCCGCCCCCCCGCCGCCGCCCCCGGCCCCGCUCACCCUCCCGGCCCGCCCGGCCUCCCCCCGCGCCCGGGGCGGCCUAG